Molecule: messenger RNA, 12570 nt
Organism: Coregonus sp. 'balchen'
Lineage: Eukaryota; Metazoa; Chordata; Actinopteri; Salmoniformes; Salmonidae
Source: the annotation of a GenBank genome assembly
UUUGACAAAGCAUAUGCCUACAGCAUCCGCCACAUGUUCGGGAAGGAAGGCAAGCGCACAGACUACACCCCCUACAGUUGCAUGAAGGUGAUUUUGUCAAACCCACCCAGCCAAGGCGACCAGCACGGUGAGGCAUGGGCCUGGAGACGUGCUGCAUGAAAAGGGUUAUGUUUGCAUGCAAUACAGUUUUCCUAUGAACCCAGUCAUAGCAAAUGCAAGGCAUGUGUUUUGAUUUCAAUGUCUAAUCGUUUGAUGCAUGCAAAAAAAACGAUUGUCCUGGCAUAGGAACUGGUCCCUCUGUUACGAUGUUCUUCUGAGGCAAACCAAUGUGGUUCAUGUUAUUGAUAAUAUUAUUUCAGCGGGUAUUGUGAAUCUACCAUUCCCUCAGUUCAGAUUUCUCUCUCUCUCCCCCAUCUAACCCCCACCCCCUCCCUCUCCCUCUCUCCUCUCACUCUGUGACAUGGUGGUUGCAGGGUGUCCAUUCCGACACAGUGACCCAGAGCUGCUGAAGCAGAAGCUGCAGUCCUAUAAGGUCUCCCCCAGCGGCAUCAGUCAGGUGGGUUUGGCCCAGAACACAACACCCUCUCAGAUCGCUGUUGUUAACCCAUGGCACAAUGCAACAUCAGCUCACUGCAGUUGUCACUAAUAUGUUCAGACAAUCUCAUCUACAUGAUUUACUUUGUAUUGAUGAAUCUAAUUUAACCUGGUAGUCAUAUUGACAUUUCUACUAUCUUAUUGACAAUUAAAAAAAUUAAAUAUAUUUUAUAUAUUAAUAAUAAUAGACCAGUCCUAGAUGCCAAAAAACAAACACACAUUACAGACAUAAAGUGAACAGUACAGUGUCAUCAAAACUCAGGCUUACAAAAGUCAGACUCAAGCUGCUCCCCAUGACAAUACCAGAAAAAUGGAAAGGAAGAAAGUUUCAUUCUCUAAAAGUUAAGUGUACCAUAGAUUAGAAUAUGUAUUCUGUACAGCGCAAAAUGUAGAUUGUCAUCACACUUUAUACAAGGUUGACUGAUUUUUAUUACACUAGGGAAAGUGAGGAAUUAAUUACUUUUUCCCAGAUCUUAGUAAAACAAUGCAGUUUUAAUUUUUAUACACCAGAAGCUGUUAUCUGUUAACCAUAUUUUAUCAAGUGUUUAUUUAAUACAGGUUUAACCAAUUUUCUGAAGUCUAAUUCGUUUCAGUUGACUUCAGGUGCAAUUAUCCUCAGGGAUCGUUAGCCUCGUCAGUAGUGUUUGGGUAGUUUUAGCAUUGAUAUCCUGCGUGCAGUUGAAACCUGCAGUGCUCCAGCCUAGAGCCCAGCUUUUAUAUACAAUGGCUUGCGAAAGUAUUCACCCCCCUUGGCAUUUUUCCUAUUUUGUUGCCUUACAACCUGGAAUUAAAAUGGAUUUUUGGGGGGUUUGUAUCAUUUGAUUUACAUAACAUGCCUACCACUUUGAAGAUGCAAAAUAUUUUUUUCUAGUGAAACAAAGAAGAAAUAAGAAAAAACUAAAAAACUGAAAACUUGAGCGUGCAUAACUAUUCACCCCCCCCCAAAGUCAAUACUUUGUAGAGCCACCUUUUGCAGCAAUUAUAGCUGCAAGUCCCUUGGGGUAUGUCUCUAUAAGCUUGGCACAUCUAGCCACUGGGAUUUUUGGCCAUUCUUCAAGGCAAAACUGCUCCAGCUCCUUCAAGUUGGAUGGGUUCUGCUGGUGUACAGCAAUCUUUAAGUCAUACCAGAGAUUCUCAAUUGGAUUGAGAUCUGGGCUUUGACUAGGCCAUUCCAAGACAUUUAAAUGUUUUCCCUUAAACCACUCCAGUGUUGCUUUAGCAGUAUGCUUAUGGUCAUUGUCCUGCUGGAAGGUGAACCUCGGGCCCAGUCUCAAAUCUCUGGAAGACUGAAACAGGUUUCCCUCAAGAAUUUCCCUGUAUUUAGCGCCAUCCUUCAAUUCUGACCAGUUUCCCAGUCCCUGCCGAUGAGAGGUGUUGGGUUUGCGCCAGACAUAGCGUUUUCCUUGAUGGCCAAAAAGCUCAAUUUUAGUCUCAUUUGACCAGAGUACCUUCUUCCAUAUGUUUGGGGAGUCUCCCACAUGGCUUUUGGCGAACACCAAACAUGUUUGCUUAUUGAUUCUUUAAGCAAUGGCUUUUUUCUGGCCACUCUUCUGUAAAGCCCAGCUCUGUGGAGUGUACGGCUUAAAGUGGUCCUAUGGACAGAUACUCCAAUCUCCGCUGUGGAGCUUUACAGCUCCUUCAGGGUUAUCUUUGGUCUCUUUGUUGCCUCUCUGAUUAAUGCCCUCCUUGCCUGGUCCGUGAGUUUUGGUGGGCGGCCCUCUCUUGGCAGGUUUGUUGUGGUGCCAUAUUCUUUCCAUUUUUUAAUAAUGGAUUAAAUGGUGCUCCGUUGGAUGUUCAAAGUUUCUGAUAUUAUUUUAUAACCCAACCCUGAUCUGUACUUCUCCACAACUUUGUCCCUGACCUGUUUGGAGAGCUCUUUGGUCUUCAUGGUGCCGCUUGCUUGGUGGUGCCCCUUGCUUAGUGGUGUUGCAGACUCUGGGGCCUUUCAGAACAGGUGUAUAUAUAUUGAGAUCAUGUGACAGAUCAUGUGACACUUAGAUUUCACACAGGUGGACUUUAUUUAACUAAUUAUGUGUCUUCUGAAGGUAAUUGGUUGCACCGGAUCUUAUUUAGGGGCUUCAUAGCAAAGGGGGUGAAUACAUAUGCAUGCACCACUUUUCCGUUAUUUCUUUUGUAGAAUGUUUUGAAACAAGUUAUUUUUUUCAUUUCACUUCACCAAUUUGGACUAUUUUGUGUAUAUCCAUUACAUGAAAUCCAAAUAAAAAUCAAUUUAAAUUACAGGUUGUAAUGCAACAAAAUAGGAAAAACGCUAAGGGGGAUGAAUACUUUUGCAAGGCACUGCAUGAGCAGCUCAGUUUAGUGUGAUUACAGCUUUGACCGCCUCAGCAUUCGUGUCUUUUAAAAUGAAUCGGGGCAUAUUUUCAGCUGCACUUUUUAAGCACUUUCAAUGUGUUCUCUCAACACAUUAAACUGGGUUCAAUGGUGCAUGUAAUGAAAUGAAGUUGUAAGGCCUUGCUGUUACGUUCUCAUGGAGUUAUGGACCUUUGGGACAUUAAUUUAAUUCAUGGUCCCCUGUUAAUUGGGCCAUAAAGUUCACUGUUUAAAGUCUGGUAUGAAGAACAUAUACACGCAGCCUAACGUCCCCCAGUAUACUCUAGAAAUACAAUGUCCCAAGUCAUUUUGAAGUGUCCUGAUAGGCAAUGACAUCUAACAAAGGUUUCAAAAAUAAGAAAGUGUUUUUUGUGGUAAUGUUUUCCUAUUCUACCUUGACUAACACAAUGCAGUAUGAGAGAGCAACCUGAAUUGGCAAUAUAUUUUAAUUAGAGUCUAGUAGUCAUGUUAUUGUGUAUUUUCUGUGGAGAUCUAGUUAGCGUAUAACAUGGUAUACUACCGGAUCAGUAAUGUUAAGUCUAACUCUACUAUUUGUAUUUGUUGCAUUUCCACAUUUCUUUACUGAAAGAAUUGACCAUAUACAACACUCAUUUAUAUACCCAUUAUACCCAUUUCAAAUAUUCCACACAUUAUUUCACACCAAAAGACCAGUCUAGACUUGAAAUUGAGGGUUUGUAUACAGCUCCUAGACAUCUCUCUAGUGCAUGUAUUUUUUAGACUGUUGGAGGUCAAUUCAGCAUCUGUGAAUGUUUUGAGUACUGGUCAAAGUAGCCUUUUCAUACCCAGAUAUUUCUAUGUAUAGAAAUCUAUAGAAAUAUAAUCUAUUUCUAUCUACAAAUAAUAAUCUGUGUACCAAGCAAUCUAUUGAGGAUAGGGAAGGACUAGAGGACAGAGUGCUAAUUUAGGUGAACAGCCAACCCAAGGGGAGCUCAUCUCUCUUCAAAUUAAAUGAAUCAUUUCUCCCAUGUCCCCCUCAGCAACCCCCUAUAGAAUCUCCCUCUCUGGUACGAGUAAGUACUCUACUUUGAGCAGAGGACACACUGACACUGUUUGUGGUUCGGCCCAGGAGGCCAAUGCAUGCACCAUAGAGGCCUCUGAGCAGAGAGACAAGCUAUGUAGGCAGCAUUAUUAAAUGUGAGAGACUGAAUCCAAAGUGAGAGAAAUCAGUGGGAAGUGAUUAAUAUGCAUAACAUCGGCCCUCAGUCACCCAGUCUGCCUGGCACUGCCCAAACAGACACUGCAGACCACAGAGGCCAGACUCGCCAAACACUGACGUGACAUUGCCCGCAAUAAGAAUGUGAGCUAACGAGUCUGUCCUUCAGAUCAGAAGUCAUUGGCAGUGCUUUCACCUUGGCACUUGGAGCAAUAAACACUAGUCAUGGGCACCAACAUGGAAAGUCUGUCUAUCAGUAGCAUUUUGCCCAAUAUUAUAUCGAUAAAUGUUGGAAUUAAAAUGCACUGUGUGAAUGGCAGAAGAGGCACCAUAAAGCUUGAUAGAAACGCUAAUGUAAUGCCCUAACUGGUGAAAGGCACCUCGGAUGACACCAUGCAUGAUUAAUAUACCAUUUGAUCCCCUCUACCACUAGGGGCUUUGUUGUGUGUGGCAGAAACCCCAGAAACACAUUUGACAAGCAGGAAGUGGAACAUUGGCGUUUAAUCUCUCCUUAAGGUUGAUAAUGCAUUUGUGCACCUGUCAAACGUGUUCACACCUCAGUGUACAGGAUUGUAUGGAGAGGAAUACGGGGUGUACUGAGAGGAAUACAGGAGUGUAUGGAGAGGAAUACAGGAGUGUAUGGAGAGGAAUACAGGAGUGUAUGGAGAGGAAUACAGGAGUGUAUGGAGAGGAAUACAGGAGUGCACUGAGAGGAAUACAGGAGUGUAUGGAGAGGAAUACAGGAGUGUAUGGAGAGGAAUACAGGAGUGUAUGGAGAGGAAUACAGGGUUUACGGAGAGGAAUACAGGAGUGUACUGAGAGGAAUACAGGAGUGUACGGAGAGGAAUACAGGGUUUACGGAGAGGAAUACAGGAGUGUACUGAGAGGAAUACAGGAGUGUACGGAAAGGAAUACGGGGUUUACGGAAAGGAAUACAGGAGUGUACGGAGAGGAAUACAGGGUUUACGGAGAGGAAUACAGGAGUGUACUGAGAGGAAUACAGGAGUGUAUGGAAAGGAAUACGGGGUUUACGGAGAGGAAAACAUGGGGUGUGGAAUCACAAUAUCUGAAGGUCUGGGCCGGUUUCCCAAAAGCAUCUUAAGGCUUGGUUCAUCGUUAGGACCAUAAGAUUGAAUGGUUUUAAUAUUAACUUAACCUCUAAACGUCUAAGGGGUGGGUGGGUUCUAAGCUGAUGUAUGGAAUUGUUUUAAGAUGGUCAUACCAUGGAUCGUUUAGCUAUUUGAUUUGGACUUUUAGGACCCCUUUAGGUAUCAAACAAAAAUAUAUACACUACCAGUCAAAAGUUUGGACACACCUACUCAUUCAAGGGUUUUUCUUUUUUUGGGACUAUUUUCUACAUUGUAGAAUAAUAGUGAAGGCAUCAACACUAUGAAAUAACACAUAUGGAAUCAUGUAGUAACCAAAAAAGUGUUAAACAAAUCAAAAUAUAUGUUAUAUUUUAUAUUCUUAGCCACCCUUUGCCUUGAUGACAGCUUUGCAUGCUCUUGGCAUUCUCUCAACCAGCUUCAUGAGGAAUGCUUUUCCAACAGUCUUGAAGGAGUUCCCACAUAUGCUGAGCACUUGUUGGCUGCUUUUCCUUCACUCUGCGGUCCAACUCAUCCCAAACCAUCUCAAUUGGGUUGAGGUCGGGUGAUUGUGGAGGCCAGGUCAUCUAAUGCAGCACUCCAUAACUCUCCUUGGUCAAAUAGCCCUUACACAACCUGGAGGUGUUGAAAAACAAAUGAUAGUCCUACUAAGCGCAAACCAGAUGGGAUGGCGUAUCGCUGCAGAAUGCUGUGGUAGCCAUGCUGGUUAAGUGUGCCUUGAAUUCUAAAUAAAUCACAGACAGUGUCAUCAGCAAAGCACCCCCACACCAUCACACCUCCUCCUCCAUGCUUCACGGUGGGAACCACACAUGCGGAGAUCAUCCAUUCAUCUACUCUGCAUCUACUCUUGGAACCAAAUAUCUCAAAUUUGGACUCAUCAGACCAAAGGACAGAUUUCCACCGGUCUAAUGUCCAUUGCUCGUGUUUCUUGGCCCAAUCAAGUCUCUUCUUCUUAUUGGUGUUGUUUAGUAGUGGUUUCUUUGCAGCAAUUCGACCAUGAAGGCCUGAUUCACGCAGUCUCCUCUGAACAGUUGAUGUUGAGAUGUCUGUUACUUGAACUCUGUGAAGCAUUUAUUUGGGCUGGAAUUUCUGAGGCUGGUAACUCUAAUGAACUUAUCCUCUGCAGCAGAGGUCACUCUGGGCCUUUCUUUCCUGUGGCAGUCCUCAUGAGAGCCAGUUUCAUCAUAGCGCUUGAUGGUUUUUGCGACUGCACUUAAAGAAACUUUCAAAGUUCUUGAAAUGUUCCAGAUUGACUGACCUUCAUGUCUUAAAGUAAUGAUGGACUGUCGUUUCUCUUUGCUUAUUUGAGCUGUUCUUGUCAUAAUAUGGACUUGGUCUUUUACCAAAUAGUGCUAUCUUCUGUAUACCACCAUUACCUUGUCACAACACAACUGAUUGGCUCAAACGCAUUAAGAUGGAAAGAAGUUCCACAAAUUAGCUUUUAACAAGGCACACCUGUUCAUUGAAAUGCAUUCCAGGUGACUACCUCAGGAAGCUGAUUGUGCAAAGCUGUCAUCAAGGCAAAGGGUGUCUACUUUGAAGAAUUUGUUUAAAUCUUUAUUGGUUACUACAUGAUUCCAUAUGUGUUAUUUCAUAGUUUUGAUGUCUUUACUAGUAAAAAUAAAGAAAAACCCUGGAAUGAGUAGGUGUCCAAACUUUUGACUGGACUCUAGGGGGUUUUAAGAUGCUUUUGGGAAACCGGGCCCUGGUCAAUAGCUUAAGGAAGAAAAUAAAAAAAAGAUGGUUGGGAUUUUGUGCUUCACAUUAUCGUAACACAAACCCUCUAAAUCACCUAUUUUUGUUUGAUAUGUGCAAGUUCUCUCCCUCUUUUUAUCAUUGCUGUAUUUAAGUGUCAAGCCAUGGAAUGUAUUAUUUCCAGUAAUACUUGGAGCCUCACGUUAAUGCCAUGCUAUGAUGUUGCUCCAUAAUUGGCAACCGCAAAACACAAGGGCCUUAACACAAACGCUCCAUCUAUCAUAGCAAAUGUUAAAUUUUUUCAUUGUUGGUUAAGGGCUUGUAAGUAAGCAUUUGACAAAUAAAACCUGAUUUUAUUUUUAUUUGAAUUAUUUCUGCAACUGCUUGUAGCUGCUAGCCAAUGUUAUUGGUCAACGUCAAAACCUCUCUUAUGCAACAUUCCUGUUUUAUACAAAUUAUAAUUAAAGAUCUCUUUAUAACUCCCAACACCUCUCAUCUCUGUAUUUCCCCUGCUUUCUUUCCUUCUUUUCAGAUCCUGGAGUUGGUCAAGGGAAUGCACUAUCAGCUGGCCUGCCAGAAGUACUUUGUGCUGUCACACAGUGUAAGGACGCCUUUCAUUUGGGGCAGGAUGUAAUUGGGGCGGCAUGCCUGCCUUUGUGUGGGCCUGGGGGAGGACCCUGCAGCUCAUGCAUGAAGUCUCUGGAGGGGCCCCCAGCUCUGUAAUCACAUCCAUCAUUAGCUGUCAUAGCCGUUUAAGUUGUAUGGGUUUAUUAUGACACUUUAGAUUAAUUUAGCCCCUAAUGAAUAUUUAUUUGAUCUAAUGCCUUUUAGUGGAGGACCUUUUGGAUCCGCAGUUUCAGUCACAUUCAAGGUUAUUAAUAUUCAAUCCCUAUUUAGGAGGGAGAAUGUGGUAAAAAAAAAAAGAUAUGGUGUAACUUAUUUUCAUUCUUUGUCUGUGUGGGGUUGCUGUUAUGCACGUUGAUCAUAGCUAUUUCUCUUACAUACCGGUAAAUCUCGGGGUUUGGUCAUGUUAUUUUCUGCACGCUAUAAAAGUGGUGAUUUGGGAAGCGGGUCUCUCCCAUACGUGUUGACAAUUCGUCAGAUUUUCCAUGCUGCACUGUUCAUUCUAUUCAAAUUGGAAGCUCGGCAGACUGACAGAAUGAGAAGAGAGGUGGUGUUUUUAAUUUUUCGGUGAGAAGGCAAUAAUCUAGAGAUGUCAGUCAGGAUUAUCUCUAACACGUGCCCCUGUCCCUCAGCGUUCAACGCAGUUGAAGUGCCAGAAUCCUGAUGAGAAUGUGGGCACGUUGCACCAAGAUGUAAAUGUUGACUAUCUGCUAUGUGACAGUUUAAUUUGAGUCUGAGAAGGAGAGAAGGGAGCGGUCUUUGAUGUGAUGUGUUUGCCAUCGCUCCACAACGCUACGGUGCAAAGUUUAUUCAGAUGCAGCUAAUAUCCUCAAUCACAUUUCAAUCUGAUAACCCAGGAAGGGUACAUGUAUAAGACUUUAUACCUUAAUCCCCAAUAUGUUUUAGGGGACAGAUUUCUGAUCAAUCUGAUUUAAUAAGGUUUUAGACUACCUAGCCUUUUUUGGUUACUACCUAUGUUCUUUUUGGUUAGUGUGAGAGUAAGAGCUAAAAGUCACUUUGAAAGUCGCUCCGAUGAAAGUCACUUUGAAAGUCAGUCUGAUGAAAGUCACUUUGAAAGUCGCUCCGAUGAAAGUAACUUUGAAAGUCGGUCCGAUGAAAAUCACUUUGAAUGUUGGUCCAGUGAAAGUCACUUUGAAAGUCGGUCCGGUGAAAGUCACUUUGCAAGUUGUUCUGGUGAAGUCACUUUGGAAGUCGGUCCGAUGAAAGCCACUUUGCAAGUUGGUCCGGUGAAAGUAACUUUGGAAGUCGGUCCGAUGAAAGUCACUUCGCUUCUUGAACAGGUAAAGGACACUAUCUGCAGGGACCUAGCUACACACUUGGGUGGGUCACAUUGUUCCUGUUUACCAGCCUAAAUUAUCUUUAUUGGUUGAGGUAACACACAGCCUCCUACUGGCUUCAGCUCUACGUAACUUCUUUACAACAAAAGUUGCCUUACUUACAAUACCAAUAUAUCUAGACUAGAUAGUCUCCCUAAGCUAGACCACCAUUGCAAUUCAUCCCUUUGGUAAUAAGCUUAAGGGUUAUGAUUCAUAUUUGUGGGGAUUGUUUCUCCUCUCAUUUAGUGUUGUAAUAUACGCACAUUGUCACGGAGAAGGAUUUCAAUGCCUCUAAAGUGUUUUUCAGUGAAUUCUGACUGACUCGUGAAUUUAUGAAAUUCAUGAGUCAUAUUUUAGUCCUGUCGUCCGAACUGCAUGUUUGUGACAUUUGUCAUGACUUUCCCUCAUGGGCUGAGGAUCAAAGAUGCCGUCUAGGCAAAGGUUUGAACACCCCCUUUUCUGGGGGCCAGUUUUAUGACCGGUCGUACAUUUCUUGCAGAAACUUUAUUUUCCACGCCAUGCAGUAUUGGGAGAGGGAAUUUCCAUGUGAGACAAAGGAAGUCUUCCCGCCAAGACUCCAACAUCCAAAAGUGGAUAAUGAAACAAUAUUCCUACUUAAAAUAAUGUGGGAAAUGGUUGGUGGCGACUUAACGAACAAUCAUGUCAAAUUCGUUACUAUGUUGUGAUGUCAUUAAAGACGGUGGAACAACAUAACUGUAUCUCUGGGGGUGUACACUUCCCAGUUAUGAGGUUUGCAUCUAAUUGUUGUAUAAAACGAAUGAUUAAGUAUAAUAAUACUUUUGUGAAGGUAACAAUGUGAUUUUAGCAUUCUAGAUGAGAUGAUUGUUCCCAUAUUGAUUUGUUCUCAGUCAGUGGCCACGCCCAGAUGAGCACAAACAUGAUGAAACGCCCCUUUUUCUACUCAAGUAUAAAACCCCUCAUGACAAAAUUCACCUCAGACCGGUAUAAGCCGGAUGUUGCAAAUGGUUGAAUUUCUACAAGACCAAGCAGAUUACAGUAUAAGCCGGAUGUUGCAAAUAGUUGAAUUUCUACCAGACCAGGAAGCGUGAAGCUGAAGCUACACAUUACAAAAUGGUUAGACCAGAAAGACCAGAAAACGUGAGAUGUUAGUCCACACGUUUGAAAUGGAGAAACUCUGAAACUCUCAACCUCUACACAAGGUGAAGAAGAAGACAAUGCACUAGACCUUAUCAUCUCAGUCUGCAGCUGGCAUGUAUAGUCAUCUAGAGAACUUACACUAAAGACAUAAAUUGGAAAGGACAAUCCCUCUCAGACAACUGCUGGUACAUCUGAAGUAUCUAUUCUAACAGAUCAACUCUACGAACUACAGGGUACGCUGAAGAAAUCAUUCUAACCACUACUAUGACCAGAAACUCUACCAAGGACAUUGGGAUCUCUGGUGGGCAAACCAGAGUCCUAGGGCGGCAGGUAGCUUAGUGGUUAAGAGCAUAGUGCCAGUAACCGAAAGGCCGCUGGUUCUAAUCCCCGAGCCGACUAGGUGAAAAAUCUGUCGAUGUGCCCUUGAGCAAGGCACUUAACCCUAACUGCUCCUGUAAGUCGCUCUGGAUAAGAGCGUCUGCUAAAUGACUAAAAAAAAAAAAAAAAAAAAAAAAAAAAAAAAAAAAAAAAAUCAACUCAACUAUCUAGGACAGCUACACGUAAAUACAAGUUGCAUUUCUAAUCUGAAUGAACAAUGAUUAGGGUUCUAAGCAUUUGUAUUUCCGUGUGCGUAGUUUACAAAGUAACAACGAUAGUUUGAAUCUCUGUCUCUCCCUUCCAAGCAUUCAUGUUAUUGUUAGUCCAGUCCACUAGGGACCUGUUUUCAUUUUAUUAGAUUAGUAAUCAAUAACCUGUGUGUGUGUGUGUGUUUGUAUUGUGUUAUUAUUUAGUUAGUUAGUAAAUAAAUAAUUAAGCCAAUUUGUGUAUUGCGGAUUCAUCAAUAAGGUUAGGGUUCUUGCAGGUUCAAGGAUUAUGCAUCGUUCAGAAUGAGACUGAUAAUAGGUAAUUAUUUAAUAAGAGACUGUUAUCGAUAUAUAACAUAUAUAUAUAUCUUCAAAGAGUUUAAUUCAGGAGAUGGUAACUCGUUAAACAACAUCUUCCGUGCUGCCCCAAAUUCCUAAUGAGUUAAUUGUUACAUGAUUAAUUUAAUCGAGUGACAAUUAAACAUAGUUAGUUGAUUCGAUAAAUAAGUCAUACAUAUUAAUAUAAGUCACGUCACGUCACAUUAAUACGCAAAGCAUAGCUGUUUUGUGUGGGGGGUCUGGGCCAUCCCCUGAAUCUACGGACACUCAUCUCUAAAUGCUCCAGUCAUCAUGGGGCACAAAGACGACCAACUCAUUUCCCCCUUACCUGCGACUGGGAGAAUUCAAUCUCUGCCACAUGCCCUACCUGGUUCCAGAUCUGUUGGUUUGUACAGAUAGAUCACAGUCAUUCCUCCCUCCUUGGCAGCGUUUAUUAAAGGUCAAAAUAUAAUACUUCACCGAUUAAAUAUUUACACAGGGGCGAUAAAUUAAACAAUAGAAAGAGUAAUGCAAUGGCAUCCAGUGGAGCGCGCUCCGAUAUGCUUCACCUCGGAUUACGGGAGGGGGGGGGGGGGGGGAUGUGCUGCAUCGAAAUCAUUCAAAGAUUGAUUUGUUUCUGGUCUCUGUUUCGGAUUGUUUCAUAUUUAUGCAUUUUGUCAUUUUUCAGAAGGCUGAGUGCUGUUUGCUGUAAUGUGGAGACACUGAGACAGAUCAGGGUGAAAUGGACACAGCUCUCUACUCGUGAAACCUGUGGCUCUGGAGAUGUUUCCCCCAUUCCUUAAAAAAAUAAAAAUGUGUUUACUGGACAGACCGUGAACAGAGACAGGAUAGUAAGCAGGAGAGAUAAUAUAUUUUUUUUCUUAGAUCAAUACUGAAUUUGUUUCUUUGAUUCUUGUUUUUGUAAGAAGUCUAUUUAUAGAUAUGUAGGCGUACAUCACUGGACCCAGUGGACACCCCCGCUGGUUCCAAUACGGUCUAGUAGUUAGCUAGAAUUUGCCUAGCUAGACAAAGGAAUCGGACAAUGAUCAAGAUGAUGGUAGGAGAGAGAGACUAAUCAGGGAGACUUCAAAGCCGGUGUGUUCCAUCCCAAUCACACAGCCUGGCUUAAAAGAUGAGGGCGGAAUUGGAUCAGUUCACUACACCAGUACAAUGCAGUUAGUAAAAGAACUGAAGCAGAGUUUUCUUUCUAACAUGUCUGUCAAAGCUGACCAUCGCUAUUCUGUCUAGCUCAUUAACAUUUGAACCAGUAUUAUUUUUACCGUCUGACACCUUACAAAACUUUUUUCUGUUGUGUGUUGUCAGAUUGAGGACUCUGGGUUCUCGCUCCUUCACCCCAACCAGUCCUUACAUUUUAGUCAUUUAGCAGACGCUCUUAUCCAGAGCGACUUACAAUUAGUGAGUGCAGAGAGCCAGAAGCUGCUAGGUGGUCCUGGGGCUGGGGUGGAGGUGAAGUGGGAGGACAACCCCGCCACCAAACCCCCCAACACCCCGCCACCAAACCCCCCAAAACCCAGCCACCAAACCCCCCAACACCCCGCCACCAAACCCCCCAACACCCCGCCACCAAACCCCCCAACACGCCCUCUUGACAGACAACAGGACCAGGGAACCUCUCUCAGGUGGCGGCAGCAGAAAUGACAGAGGACCUGGAUUCUUUCUUCCAAGAU